Messenger RNA from Haliotis rufescens (red abalone), 1969 nucleotides. Its product is annotated as cytochrome P450 2J3-like. The transcript is spliced from 4 exons. Gene Ontology annotation, biological process: xenobiotic metabolic process. Lineage: Eukaryota; Metazoa; Mollusca; Gastropoda; Lepetellida; Haliotidae. The coding region runs from base 117 to 1619 and encodes 500 amino acids. Gene Ontology annotation, cellular component: cytoplasm; intracellular membrane-bounded organelle. Gene Ontology annotation, molecular function: heme binding; oxidoreductase activity, acting on paired donors, with incorporation or reduction of molecular oxygen, reduced flavin or flavoprotein as one donor, and incorporation of one atom of oxygen; iron ion binding. The record is from RefSeq and is a predicted model, not a curated record.
GUGUGACAUGUUACUAACAAACACAAGCCCAGGUACCACAGUAUUUCCAUGUACUUGCAGUUGUAGCUGUGCACAACCCCAUGUAGUGCAUAAUUAGCGGAACUCUACACAUUGCAAUGUCAAUAAGCGACUGUGUUGUUUGUGUCAGCCCGACCUGGCUUCUGGUUGCUGCUGUAAGUAUACUCGGCCUGUGGCUCGGAACGCGGAAACCGCAGCACAUACCCCCAGGACCGCCGACACUGCCGCUGAUCGGCAAUCUCCUCUCCUUGUCGGGGGGUGAUGUCAGACACAUCUUCCAGAAGUUAAGGAAACAGUAUGGCGAUGUAUUCAGCCUAUAUUUUGGCAACAAGCUCGUCAUUGUCUUCAAUGGCUAUGAAACACUGAAAGAGGCGUUUGUGAAGUAUGGAGACAAUUUCAGCGACCGGCCAAAGGGGCUGAUGUAUGACGAAUAUACAAAGAGAAUGGGCGUCGUGAGCUCAAGCGGUCAAUUGUGGAAAGAACAAAGAAAAUUCUCUCUCUCCGUUUUGCGUGACCUUGGCCUUGGCAAGAGUGUCAUGGAAACACGGAUACACGAAGAAGUGAUGUCUUGCCUCGACGCCAUCCUGUCUCAGAACGGCGCUGCCUUCGACAUUAGCAGCAUCAUCAACAAAAGCGUUUGCAACAUAAUAUCGUCCCUGGCCUUCGGGAAGAGUUUUGAACAUGACGACCCUGAAUUCCGAUGUUACAUGAACACAUUAAACGAGAAGAUGAAGGUAGUGGGCGGGACGUCUCUGGGUCACUUCUUUCCCAUCUUGAAGUAUUGUCCUGGAGAUCCUCUGAAAGUGGGAACUUUUGGAGCCAGCGACAAAAUAAUGCGGGACUUCAUACGGAAACAGAUAGCGUUACACAAGAGGGACCCAAUACUUCAACAAGAGGACGACUUUGCUAAUGCUUAUCUCAGGGAAAUCGACAAACAGCUAACAGUAAAUGCAGAAAACACUACAUUUAGUGAUGAGAUGUUGGUAUGUAUCAUCGUCGAGUUUUUCGUGGCUGGAACGGAGACGACCGCAACGACACUGCGGUGGGCUCUCCUGUACCUGAUCCUGCACCCAGACAUCCAGGAGAAGGCACAGCUAGAGCUGGACCAGGUCUUUGAGAAGGAGCAGCAGCCCUCAAUGAGUGACAGGCGUUGCCUCCCCUUCAUGGAAGCUCUCAUCAUGGAGGUGCAGAGGCUUGCUGAUGUUGUCCCCUUCUCGGUGCCCCACGCGCCUCCCCAGACCACACAAUUCAGGGGAUUCACCAUUCCCGAGAACACCAUGCUGCUUCCGAACAUCAGCUCCGUCCUGUCCGACCCCGAUGUGUGGGGGUAUCCUGAAACAUUCAGACCGGAGAGGUUCCUAGACGAGAGCGGAAGUGUCCGUCGAGAUGAGGCAGUCAUCCCCUUCUUCAUGGGAAGAAGAAUAUGCCUUGGUGAGUCACUAGCCCGGAUGGAACUGUUUCUGUUUCUGGCGUCACUGCUGAAAACGUUCACAUUCCGGCUGCCGGAAGUGGAAGCUCCACCAGAUCUUGAAGGAAUUCUGGGUAUAACCCGGAUGCCACGGCCUUUUAGAAUAAUCGCCACUCCUAGACACAACACCUGACCAUCUCUGUGUAAUAAGGGCCACAUCUCCCCAAAUAAAGCCAAAAUCUGUGAUAAAGCGUCAAAGUUUGGCAAAUCGUCCUCCUUGAAAAUUCAACAGACCUCAUUUGUAAUAUGUCAUUUUGUAUUACUGAAAAACGAAAUUUGGUGCCCGCGAAUAAAAACGAGGUUUCCAACCGGAUAUGAAAGGACACGCAGUUGAAGUGAAUAACACAAUUUAAAGGCAAAGAUACUGCCUGAUGACAUUUUAGCACUGGCUGAUUAUGUCACAGUUGAGAAUCCGACAAAAUGUUCCUUGAUGAUAACAUAGCAAUAAAUGCCAUACACAGAAACAGGCCCUGAUAUCUGAGA